Messenger RNA from Aspergillus niger, 906 nucleotides. RefSeq lists its product as uncharacterized. The record is from RefSeq and is a predicted model, not a curated record. NCBI's taxonomy places the organism in Eukaryota, Fungi, Ascomycota, Eurotiomycetes, Eurotiales, Aspergillaceae. The transcript is spliced from 2 exons. Bases 1 to 906 code for a protein of 301 amino acids.
AUGGCUCCAACCAUCCUCAUCGUCGGCGCAACGGGCAACACCGGCCGAGCCGUAACAGAAACUCUUCCAACCCUUCUGAAAGCCAAUGAGAAUUUCAAGAACCAUCGAGUACUUGCCCUGACAAGAUCUCUCACUAGCUCUUCGGCCCAACUGAUUGCAAAAAUCCCCGGCGUCGAAAUCAUCGAAAAGAACUGGACCGAUAUUACCUCCGACUGGCUCCGAGAACAUGAAGUCGUCCGAGCCUUCAUCGCAUCUCACAAUGCACCAAAUCAGUUUGCCGAGGAGUCUGCCUUCCACGUCGCCGCCCUUGGAGCUGGUGUCGAAUACGUUUACCCGCGGAGCCACUGGGCUAUUGAGGCGAUGCUUGGUUCGGCGGAAUUCAGCGCUUUGAAAUGGACUUCCCUUCAGCCAAACGUGUUUCUAAACUUCUACAUGGCCCUCGUCGCUGAGUACAUCAAGCAAUAUAAGCGGACUGGCGAACUGGGUCCGCUGAAGCUGAUGGCAUCCAAAGAUGCCCCUGUUGCGCCUAUCCACCCAGAUGAAGUCGGCGUGUUUGCUGCUCAUCUCCUGGCCUUGGAUAAUCCUAGCCCACACAGCGGGGCAAAGUAUGUCUUGAAUGGACCGGAAGAUAUCACUGGCGAACAGCUUGUCGGCUUAGUGGAGAAACAUAUUGAUACGAAGGUGAAGGAUGUGAAAUACCAAGAUCUGAGCUUUUUGGAUGCGAUGCUAGGCAGUCAAUAUGAAGGAUCGGGUGAAUCUAUGACUGUUAUAAAGUCAAUAAAGUAUGCACCGUUGACCAUGUGGGAAGGGAAGUGCAAUGCUUCGACGACUAGCAAGGAGAUUUUGGACAUUGCUCCUCCGAGACGGACGCCCACCGAGGUGUUAGAGGAUUUGCUGAAGGCAUAA